AUGCAGUGGAAGCUCACCAUAGUAGCACUACUAGUGCAACAUGUUUCUAGCCAGGCGAUAGCACCUAUGCUACGAUUCAGCUGUUCGCAACUCGUCGUGGAUCGGUUAGACCCCCUCGUAAAUCCAGGCGUCGUCCCAUCACCACACCUCCAUCAAAUCGUCGGCGGGAACUCCUUCCAGCCAUCCAUGGACCACGCAACUCACGAUCUUGUCGCAGAUUCCACUUGCACCAGCUGCACAUUUUCGGAAGAUUUCUCCAAUUACUGGACUGCCGUUCUCUACUUUCGAGCUCGUAACGGAACGUUCAAGCGAGUACCUCAACUCGCUGAAGAGGGUCUGCGAGCAAAUGGUGGUAUUACGGUAUAUUAUAUACCGUCGACAAACAGCAACUUGACAGUCACUGCUUUCAGACCUGGGUUUCGGAUGCUUGUUGGAGACGCCUCGCUGAAAACGCCAGGUACCGCGCACAAGGUGUGCCAUCGCUGCAUGCCACUUACAGGAGACAAUAGCAAUAUCAAUUGCGGAGCUCCAGAUGCUCAGACACUUCCAGAUAAGCCCUGCGUCGGAGGCAUACGGUCAAUCAUCACCUUCCCUACUUGCUGGGAUGGUAAGAAUUUGGACAGUCCAGACCACGAGAGCCAUGUCACGUACGGAAUAGGAUCAAAGGCGAACGAUGUAGGUCCGACUGGAACUUGUCCGGACACUCAUCCUGUGGUCUUACCGCAGUUGAUGUAUGAAGUAUUGUGGGAUACUCGAUCGUUCACCAAGGACCUCUGGCCUGAAGAUGGCUCCCAGCCGUUUGUGUGGAGCACUGGCGAUAGCAAGGGGUAUUCACAGCACGGAGACUACGUCUUUGGCUGGAAAGAUGAUUCUCUUCAACGUGCAAUGGACACCAGAUGUACGGGUGAUGUUUGCACAGUUCUGAAAAGUCAAACGUCGGAUGACGCAAUGAAAUGCACCAAGACGCAGGUGGUGCAUGAUGAAAUUGAUGGAUGGUUGACUACACUUCCGGGCAAUCGAAUGAUAUCUUAA
Cadophora gregata is the source of this 1032-nucleotide messenger RNA. RefSeq lists its product as uncharacterized. Lineage: Eukaryota; Fungi; Ascomycota; Leotiomycetes; Helotiales; Ploettnerulaceae. Bases 1 to 1032 code for a protein of 343 amino acids. The record is from RefSeq and is a predicted model, not a curated record. The transcript has 4 exons.